AUGACGACUCAGCGCAAAGUAAAGGUUCUCGUUCUUCCUGGCGAUAAUGCUGGACCGGAGGUGGUUUCUGAAGGUGUAAAAAUUCUCAAAGCUAUUUCUAACUUGAGAACAAAGUACAACGGGGUGGAAAUUGAACUUAUAGAAGGGAAAAUCGGAGGCGCAGCCAUUGACGAUACAGGUUCCCCAUUGCCCGAAGAAACUUUGAAAACUGCAAAAGAAUCCGACGCAAUCUUACUUGGGGCAGUUGGCGGGCCCGCAUGGCCUCGCCCUAUCGAUCCCAACGACCCAUCGAAAGGUGUAGGUCCCCGUCCUGAACAAGGGCUAUUGGAAAUUCGUAAGGCUCUUGAUUUAUACGCGAAUCUCCGUCCCUGUUCAUUUGCGAGCGAUUCGUUGAUUGCCUAUUCCCCGUUGAAGGAAGAUGUGGUCAAAGGCACGGAGUUUACAAUAGUUCGUGAGCUAGUGGGGGGAAUUUAUUUUGGUGAUAGAAAAGAGGAAGAUGAAAAUGGUCAAGCAUUUGACACCCUGCCGUAUUCUGUUGAAGAGGUCAAAAGAAUAACUCGUUUGGCUGCACAUCUGGCACUCGAAAAAAAUCCGCCGGCCACAAUACAUUCACUCGAUAAGGCCAAUGUUCUUGCCACAUCCCGGCUCUGGCGUCGAGUCGUCACUGAAACUAUCGAAAAAGAGUUUCCCACCAUUCCUCUUAAACAUCAUUAUAUUGACGCUGCUGCCAUGUUCUUGGUGAAAAGUCCAAAAUUGCUUAAUGGUAUCAUUCUUACUGAGAAUUUAUUUGGCGAUAUCUUAAGCGACGAGGCGAGUGUCAUUCCUGGUAGUCUUGGUCUCUUGCCAUCUGCCAGUCUCAGUGGUUUGCCUGAUGGAAAAAAUAAAUGCCUUGGAUUGUAUGAGCCCAUUCAUGGUUCGGCACCUGAUAUUGCCGGUCAGGGGGUAGUGAACCCCGUUGCAACUAUCUUGAGUGUAGCUAUGCUACUCAGAUAUUCGCUGAAUUUGCACCGUGAAGCAAAAGCAGUCGAGGAUGCCGUGCGAAAAGUGUUGGAUGAAGAGGAACUAGGUGGUUUCGGUUGUCGCACCAAAGAUCUGGCUGGUACACAUACCACCUCUCAAAUUGGCGAUAAAAUUGUGGAAGUUCUUGAGGGAUAUUUGGAAGGUCUUAACUCCGAAGAUCGUAUUUCUAAUAUGAGACCUUCACGUGGUUUAUUAUUGAAAAGGCCCCCUGGUCGACGUGGUAUGACUUUGUGUGAAAAAACGAUAGCUCAUGCCGCCAUUGGUCUUCCGUCCCCUGGCCACGUGAAGCCUGGUGAGAUGGUCUGCGUAUCUGUCGAUUGGACUUUGGCAUCUGAACUUACCUGGAAAGGCAUGGAAAAGACUUUUGAUGUUAUGGGUCGACCAAACAUUCAUCGUAACGAUCGAUUUUGGCUCGCCAUUGAUCAUACCGUUGAUCCUAGGAUCAACCACCUUCCUAAGCCCGCCGAACUGAUUCGCUCCUCGGAAGAGUUUGCAAAGGAAGCUAAGCUAGUUGAUUUCUAUCGUCCCAAUCAUACAAUUCUACACACCGAAUUCUACAGAACACGUGCACAACCUGGUCAAAUGAUCAUCGGCGCUGAUUCACAUUCGUGUUCUGCGGGUGCUGUGAGUGCAUUUGCCGUAGGACUUGGUGCUGCCGACGUUGUCAUGCCCAUGGUGACCGGGGAGACAUGGUUUAAGGUACCGGAGACCGUGGAGAUUAGGUUUGUUGGUAAACCACCUUUUGGUAUCGGUGGAAAAGACACAAUUCUAUAUGUACUCGGAAAACUUAAACGAAACACUGUUGCCUUUGAACGUGCCGUGGAAUAUACUGGGCCUGGAUUGAAGUACCUUUCUUGUGAUGCUCGUUUCGCCAUUUCAAAUAUGGCCACUGAGUUCGGUGGUAUCGCGGGUGUAUUUGAAGGUGAUGAGAUUACGGCCGCAUUUAUUGCCAAACGGAAGAAUCCUUCUUACAAGAAUUCGGCACUUUACUUCCGUGCUGAUCCUGACGCGGUCUAUGCGGAGACCCAUAUAAUUGAUCUUUCCGAGGUUGACUCCUUGGUCGCGUUGUAUCCAUCACCUGAUGAUGUUGUUCCCGUCAAGGAAGUCGAAGGAAAAAAAUUAGAUGGUGUGUUUAUUGGUGCUUGCACAACGGCAGAGGAGGAUUUGAUUCUUGCUGCUUUGGUUCUAGAGCAAGGUCUUAAGAAAGGAUAUGUACCUUCCAUUGGCGGCACAAGACGAGUUACCCCCGGUAGCUUGCCGAUUAUUGCAAAAUUACGUCGACUCGGUCUGUUGAAAUUUUAUGAGCAGGCUGGAUUUGAAAUCGGAGCGCCUGGUUGUUCUUACUGUAUUGCUGUUGCGGCUGACCAUGCCGGCGAAGGAGAAGUUUGGCUUAGUAGUCAAAAUAGAAACUUUAGAAACCGAAUGGCAUGUAUACUAAUGGGUAAAGGUGCUAUCGGAAAUCUGGCAUCUGCUGCCACAGUUGCCGCCUCAUCCUUUGAGAUGAAGAUUCACGAUCCAAGAGAAUUGCUUGAUUGCAUUGAUCCCGAAAAAUACCAAGAAUACCUUGAACAAUGGAUGGAUCAAGGUGCACCAUUCGUCAUUUCAGAGCCAAACCCCAUCAUCCUUGAUUCCGACAAUCCAUCAUCUCAAAGUUUCGAUCUUCCACCACCGCCUUCCUCAUUCUCUGCACCGAUCACCGGAAAAGUGCAACGUUUCGAAGACAAUGUGGACACUGAUGCAAUAAUCCCUGCUCAAUUCAUGCCUGGUACGAGCGACGAAGAUCUGGGUAGUCAUGCGUUCCAAUACGUGAAGCCGGAUUUCGUUGAAAAGGUGAAGCAAGGGUAUGACAUAGUUGUUGGAGGCAAAGGGUUCGGAUCCGGUUCGUCAAGAGAGGAGGCACCCCGAGCCCUGAAAGGUGCCGGAGUGAAAGCAGUGAUCGCCAAGAGUUACGCGUAUAUUUAUGGUCGUAACCAGCCGAAUAUGGCACUCCUUGGCGUAACUGUGGGAGAUGAAGAAUUCUACACGCUUGCACAAGAAGGAGCCGAAGUGAAGAUUGACGUUAAAGGUCGCAAGGUCAUUUGCGGUGGCAAGGAAUUUAAAUUUGAAUUAUCAGAGAUGGAAGAAAAGUUGAUCGCCGCGGGUGGUGUGACGGAGAUGUAUAAUAAAUAUGGUGUUAAUUUAUUCAGAGUAGCAAUUUCUGACACUGGAGGGUCAGGUUGCGGUUCGGCGGCUUUGCAGGAUGAUAAAGGCUGCGGAACGGGAACUAAAGAGUUGGUUUGGUGA
Molecule: messenger RNA, 3303 nt
Organism: Acaulospora colombiana
Lineage: Eukaryota; Fungi; Glomeromycota; Glomeromycetes; Diversisporales; Acaulosporaceae
Source: the annotation of a GenBank genome assembly